Molecule: messenger RNA, 2292 nt
Organism: Fonsecaea monophora
Lineage: Eukaryota; Fungi; Ascomycota; Eurotiomycetes; Chaetothyriales; Herpotrichiellaceae
Exons: 3
Coding region: 1-2292 (763 amino acids)
Biological process (GO): DNA-templated transcription
Molecular function (GO): zinc ion binding; DNA binding
Source: RefSeq, a predicted model, not a curated record
AUGAACCAUCCGCUCCUAGCCCGGGUCACAGAGGGGCAGCAGCGGCAAGACGAAGAGCGUCGAAAGCGUGCCACUCAUGCCGUACACGCAAAGUCCGCUGCGACGUCGUUGACCAUGGAGUGCCGUGCACAAAUUGUCGCCUCGACCUCGUUUUCUGACCACGCCGAUGACCUUCCGGUUGGUCUGACCUUUGAGAAGAGGUUCAACAGAUGCAGCCAAGCUCAACCGUCGAACCUGUUGAGUAACGGCGGGACCGACUGUGUCAUUUCUGGCGUGGAAGACCCCGAUGCCAUUGUGCCGCAUCAGCCCCAAGAUGCUGAACACCACCGUCCAAACGACUUUGGCCAGAUGAGCGAGGCCUCCCAACCAGCACUAUCAGCGCCACUCAUCAAUCCCUUGCAAAACGAGGACUGCUUUGUUGCGCCCGUACUCGAGCAAGCCUACGGUCUUCCUCGCUUCGUCCGUCCUCUGCCGUCAUGCAUCGACGCCCAUGGAGCUCAAUUCCUCGCGCACAAGGGGGCUCUGACGGUCCCAGACGCCAGUCUGCGGAACGAACUCCUGCGCAGUUACGUCCAAUACGUGCACCCAUUUAUGCCCAUACUGGACCUGAGGCAGUUUCUUACACCCAUCGCGCGAAACGACGGUUUCGCCCAGAUCAGUUUAUUGACCCUCCAGGCGGUUAUGUUCGCUGGCAGCACGUUCGUCGAUCUCCGAUUCCUUCAGAACCACGGAUACAAUGAUCGACGGGAGGCACGCAAAGCCUUCUACACCUCGGCGCGCAUGCUCUACGAUUUUGACUACGAGUCGGACGACGCUGCGGUUCUGCAAGCCGUGCUCCUUCUGACCUACUGGUAUGAGUCGCCCGAGGAUCGAAAGCACACGUGGUAUUGGAUGGGCAUCAGCGUAUCCGUUGCCUAUACCAUGGGCCUCAACCGCCGCCACGCGCACGCGAAUCGGGAUCGCGAGACACAAAGACUCUUCAAGCGGCUGUGGUGGGCUUGCCACAUUCGGGACCGACUGAUCGCAUUGGGCAUGCGCCGCCCCGCGUGGAUCAAACUCGAAGACCAUGAUACACCGAUGUUGGAAAGAGAUGACUUCGACACGGAGCCAUUGCCGAACGAGCUGUUUACCUUGCUCGGUGGCGCGCCGAGCGUGCUGGAUUGUGUCUCCCGGCCUGAUCUCGUCUACGCGUGCAUCGAUCUGGCAAAGUUGACCGUCUGUAUCGGCCACAUUCUGGUCACGCAGUACUCUCUCGUGACCGAAAGUGCAGGCGGAACUGCGGGCGGAAGCAUGAUGUUGAGCCCACAGCGGUCGACCCUACAAAUGUCCGAGGCCACCCGGUGUGAGGAGCGGCUGAGGCAGUGGGAGCAAGAGUUGCACCCUGAAGCUCGGUACAACGUCGUCGGGGCUUACCAAUACGGCGGAUUGCCGGUUGACCCGGUCAUCAACGUCCACCGGGCGCUCCUGCGAAUGGUGUAUCUGACGACGCUGUCCGCACUGUACAGACCCCAAGUCUUCCGUCCCAAGAAGAUGCAAAGGGCGAGGCCUUCCAAAUCCGGAAUCUCGGCCCGGCAGAUCCUGAGGCAGGUGGCAAACGAGAUCACCGAUAUCAUCGCGGAUUUGCAAGCCCAGGAUCAGAUCCGCUUCCUGUCUACCAGUGGUGUCAUGGUCCUGUCUCCCACCGUGAUCACACUGUUGCUGGACAUCAACUCUCCGGACCACGACAAGCGAAACGCCAGCAUCGCCCGCUUUUACCGGUGCAUGCAGGUUCUGCACAGACUGCGCGAAAUCUACGCCUCAGCAGACUCGGCAAUCUCGUUUCUCGAGGCCGCCAUCCAAAAGGCUCACGUGCAGAUCCCAUCCGGGAAAGCAGAUGGCCCGUUUUCCUCUCGCGAGCAUUCUGCCGCCGGCGUCGUUCACGCAUCAUCGGAGCAUCGGACAUUCUUGGCCACUGACGGCUCUUUGAAUGGCAUGGCGGCGGCUCAGAAUCAGUCGACUACGCUGUUGGGCACGGUCGACAAGGACUAUCCCCAAGUCUAUGGGCAAACCGACCAGAUGGAAGGACCUUUGAACGACGCAAUGACCAUGAGUCUGCAUGACCCCAUGGGUGGCGGGGCGUCGAUUAGUGAUGACAUGCAAGAAAGUAACCAGUUCUCUUCACUCGGAGAAGGCGAAAACAACUCGGACAAGGAUGACAAUUGGUAUUUAGUGGAUGCCUUGUUCAAUUUCGAGGGAAAUACUAGCCUGCACGGGUUUGACGGCGGCUUCGGCACCGGUCUUGAAAUCUCAUAG